UUCUCUUUGUGCUGCUCAGUCCUGAUGGCAAAACCAAAUCCUACAAUGAGAUCGGUCGCGCCAUGGCUACACUCAUGGUUGACGAUGUCAGAGAAAAUCUUACCAGUUCUGAAUCUUGAAAUUAAGUAUCAUCACAGAUUUUACAAAUCUCUCUGUAUCUGUCACCAUAUUUAGCUGUUCAGUGACGUGGCCUAUAAAGCCAGAGAUCGUGAGGACUUGAUUGCUGGGAUUGAUGAGUUUUUGGAUGAGGUGAUCGUUCUUCCUCCUGGAGAAUGGGACCCCAAGAUCCGCAUCGAACCCCCGAAGAAACUGCCUUCCGCAGAGAUGAGGAAGUCUGUUUUCUCUCUGAAUGAGCUGCUCAGUCCUGAUGGCAAAACCAAAUCCUACAAUGAGAUCGGUCGCGCCAUGGCUACACUCAUGGUUGACGAUCUGUUCAGUGACGUGGCCUAUAAAGCCAGAGAUCGUGAGGACUUGAUUGCUGGGAUUGAUGAGUUUUUGGAUGAGGUGAUCGUUCUUCCUCCUGGAGAAUGGGACCCCAAGAUCCGCAUCGAACCCCCGAAGAAACUGCCUUCCGCAGAGAUGAGGAAGUCUGUUUUCUCUCUGAAUGAGCUGGAGCAGCCGAAUGGGAAUUUGGAGGUGCAGCGUCUGCAGAAGAAGAGGACCUUCCAGCUCCUCAUGAACUAGGAGAGGAGCUGAAAUUCACUGGCCGAUUUUGUGGAGGACUGUGUCUGAACAUUAAGCGUAAAGUGCCCUGGUUUCUCAGUGACUUCUAUGAGGGCUUCCACAUCCAGUCCAUCUCUGCGGUACUCUUCGUUUACCUGGGCUGCAUCACCAAUGCAAUCACCUUUGGAGGACUGCUGGGGGAUGCAAAUGACAACUACCAAGUAAUUAACCUUGCAGCCACAGAUGUUUUCCAUGGGCGAUGCUUACAUCUACAGAGCUGAUAUAAGACCAAUAUUCUGUUAUAUUCAACAUGAUGCUCAAAACAGCCAAAUAUGAAGGAGUUAAAUGGACUGGCCAAAACACUGUUCCAUUAUUAUUUUAUAUAAUUUCAGAGUAAAAAUUUAAGGUUAUCAUAACAAGUAAUUUUAUAAGAUAUAAAAUUAAAAGGAAUUAUUUAGAAAUAAAGUUGAAGUUGUGUGAUAUAAAAAUCAUGUUGUGAUACAUAAAAGGUUUUUUGUUUUUCUCUCUGUCUGAGAUGGAAACAUAUGGACAGUGUUGGGCAGUAACGCGUUAUUAGUUACGCUUUACUGUAACGCAGUUCCAUUUGACAG
Messenger RNA from Carassius auratus (goldfish), 1274 nucleotides. RefSeq names its product electrogenic sodium bicarbonate cotransporter 4-like. Bases 325 to 684 code for a protein of 119 amino acids. Gene Ontology annotation, molecular function: solute:inorganic anion antiporter activity; sodium:bicarbonate symporter activity; monoatomic anion transmembrane transporter activity. The record is from RefSeq and is a predicted model, not a curated record. The transcript has 5 exons. Gene Ontology annotation, biological process: bicarbonate transport; monoatomic anion transport; transmembrane transport. Lineage: Eukaryota; Metazoa; Chordata; Actinopteri; Cypriniformes; Cyprinidae. Gene Ontology annotation, cellular component: plasma membrane.